Molecule: messenger RNA, 822 nt
Organism: Hibiscus syriacus
Lineage: Eukaryota; Viridiplantae; Streptophyta; Magnoliopsida; Malvales; Malvaceae
Product: auxin-induced protein 6B-like
Exons: 1
Coding region: 60-524 (154 amino acids)
Biological process (GO): response to auxin
Source: RefSeq, a predicted model, not a curated record
CAAAGACUAAUUCUUCUUUCUUUUUUGGUUCAAUCUGAGUUGUUAAUUUUUCCGGGAAGAUGUCGACGGGGCUUGGGAGAUGCAGUAAAAUCCGCCACAUUGUGAGGCUUCGACAAAUGCUGCGGCGGUGGAGGAACAAGUCCCGCAUGUCUGCCAGCCGAAUCCCGUCGGAUGUUCCGGCGGGACACGUUGCGGUUUGCGUUGGGGCCAGUUGCAGAAGAUUCGUGGUGCGCGCCACGUACCUGAAUCAUCCCGUCUUUGAGAAACUCCUUAUCCAAGCAGAGGAAGAGUACGGCUUCAGUAACCAAGGCCCGUUGUCGAUUCCCUGCGACGAGUCCGUUUUCGAAGAAGUGAUCCGGUUUAUAUCUCGCUCUGAGUCAGGUCGCGCCGGUAAGCACGUGAACAUGGAAGACUUUAAAGGUAAAUAUCACAUGGGAAGGACUAAGUUGGAUUUGUGGACAGAAUCUCGACCGUUACUUGACGGGUUUAAAGAAAUAGUCGGAAGAGAAAGGCGAUGGUUUUAAUUCUUACGCGAGACUUUUGACUCGGCUUCUGGAGUGAACAAUUAACUAUACGGUACUGAAACCAGUGAGUUGGCUGAGUUUUCUACUUUUUCAAAAUUGCUUGUAAUGAGUUAAAAUGGGUUUAGGCGUUGGGGAUGUUAGGUAAUGUAAAAUAGCUUGGAAAACGGUGGAGAUGGCAGAAAAGGCGGGUGAAUUAUCCGCCGAGUCGUCCCGGUUCAAGUAGUUAUGGAGGCAAAAGAAAAACUUUAUGCCAGCUGAAUCCAUGAAGAAGAAUGAAAGAAUAAUGGUAACACGAAGA